Messenger RNA from Nothobranchius furzeri (turquoise killifish), 3095 nucleotides. RefSeq names its product paired box 3a (gene pax3a). The record is from RefSeq and is a predicted model, not a curated record. Gene Ontology annotation, biological process: regulation of transcription by RNA polymerase II; anatomical structure development. Gene Ontology annotation, molecular function: DNA-binding transcription factor activity, RNA polymerase II-specific; RNA polymerase II cis-regulatory region sequence-specific DNA binding. NCBI's taxonomy places the organism in Eukaryota, Metazoa, Chordata, Actinopteri, Cyprinodontiformes, Nothobranchiidae.
AUGUCCGAGUUUUUCCUGUUGCUCUGACCCUAGAGACGCUGAUUUGAUCUUUCGCCUCACCUGGUGAGGAUAAAAUCACCUGCGUGAAUUUAUGCUUGCUAACUUUUUACGCACAGGCUGACCUCUUGAGGUCAGUCCAAACAGAUCUCUGCUCCUUCUGUCCAAUCGCGCAGCCCCUCCUGCCUCCAGACGUCCGGAUCUCCAACCAAUCACUGCGCAGAGCUCUGAGUCCAAGGGGACAGUGUGCGGGGAUAAAAUCUUUGACUUCCAACCAUCCUCCCAGAGCAUCUUCCUAAUCAUCCCCGGACUUCUGUCACAAACCUGCACAUUUUAACUGUUUUCCAUCCGAGAAGCAUCUCUGGAGAUCACUCAGCUGCUCCACUUAAGCCCGGACACAGUUUUUUUUUCUUCAAGAGACGACCUGUUACGCACAGGGAAGGAGGCUGGAUAGCGAACUGUAGCAGAAGUCGAACAAAACGAAACUGACAAAGGGUUCAUUUUGGACUUGAAAGCAACACCUGGUGGAAGAUUCAUUUUACGUCUUUCCUGACAGAAAGUCAGGAAUCAUGACUGCGCUUGCAGGAGGGUUACCGAGGAUGAUGAGGCCAGCUCCUCACCAGAACUACCCACGAGGAGGAUACUCACUGGAAGUUUCCACACCGUUAGGACAGGGUCGGGUUAACCAACUCGGUGGAGUCUUCAUCAACGGCAGACCUCUCCCCAACCACAUCCGCCAUAAAAUCGUGGAGAUGGCCCAUCACGGCAUCCGGCCGUGCGUUAUCUCUCGUCAGCUGCGAGUGUCCCACGGCUGCGUCUCCAAAAUCCUCUGCAGGUACCAGGAAACAGGCUCCAUCAGGCCCGGAGCCAUCGGAGGCAGCAAGCCCAAGCAAACCGCAUCUCCAGAAGUGGACAAGAGAAUCGAGGAGUACAAGAGGGAAAACCCUGGAAUGUUCAGCUGGGAAAUCAGAGACAAACUCCUGAAAGAUGGGAUCUGCGACAGGAAUAACGUCCCUUCAGUGAGCGCCAUCAGCCGCAUCAUGCGCUCUAAAUUCGGCGGAGUUGGUGAGGAGGAGGAGGAGGAAGAUGAGGUGGUCAGGAGGACGAUUGAGGAGAACGAACCACGGACUAAACACAGCAUCGAUGGCAUCCUGGGAGACAGAUCCAGUCACUCGGAUGAGGGCUCGGACGUGGACUCUGAGCCAGGCCUGCCUUUGAAGAGGAAGCAGCGCCGCAGCCGGACCACCUUCACAGCGGAGCAGCUGGAGGAGCUGGAGAGGGCCUUCGAGCGCACGCACUACCCCGACAUCUACACCCGAGAGGAGCUGGCUCAGAGGGCCAAACUCACAGAGGCUCGCGUCCAGGUGUGGUUCAGCAACAGGAGAGCCCGCUGGAGAAAACAAGCAGGUGCCAAUCAGCUGAUGGCUUUCAACCACCUCAUACCUGGUGGGUUUCCUCCAUCAGCAAUGCCUGGCCUGCAGCCCUAUCAGCUGUCGGACAGCCCCUACCCUCCUACUUCUAUAGCUCAAGCCUCUGAACAGCCUGGUACCGUGCACCGGCCGCAGCCUUUACCCCCGACCUCCGUGCACCAGAGUGGGAUCGGCUCAUCCGCAGCCUCCCAGGAUGGCUCGGCGUACUGCCUUUCUUCUGGAAGACACAACUUCUCAGGAUACUCGGAUAGUUUCGUGGCCCCAACAGGACACAGCAGCGCUGUUAACCCCAGCAUUAGCAACAGCCUCUCACCACAGGUUAUGGGUCUGUUGAACCCAAGCGCAGUCCCACAUCAGUCCCAGAGUGACUUUGCCCUCUCUCCCCUGACUGGAGGCAUUGAACCCAAUGGAGCCAUGGCUGCUAGCUGUCAUGGCUCUCAGCGACUGGAAGCUCUACCAAGCCUGCCCAGCAUGGCUGCCCUACCAAGUUCCCAGUCCUACUGCCCACCAUCCUACACAUCGCCAGCCUACGCGGUUGACCAUCAUCCCACUUACCAGUAUGGACAAUACAGCCAGAGCAAGGUGCCUUUCAUUAUAUGAAGCCCUUGACAUGGCCAGCACAAGAGACUUGGAUGGUCAUUCAUCCCUGGAAAGAACCACCACCACAACCACCCCACUGCCUUUUGCCAACUUCCCCAGCCCUGAGGACUGCAAGACAGGCAUUGGGGGAGGUUAAAGGGUGUAGUGUUUCAUUUCUGAAAAAGAAGAAGAAAAGAGAGGGGGCGAUUUAGAUGAAGGUGUGGUUAUGGCAAUGAUGAACUUUGAGAGGGAUAAUUAAGGACUGUAGGUGCAGCUCUACUUGUGUGUCACGCCCCUCUCACAGGACCAAUCACAGAUCUCCCCCUGUGGUUUAGGAAGAAAAAAAAACCUUUAUAUUUGAUUUUUUUUAAUAAAUGGAACUGAACUGUCUCUUCCAUGGCUUGUUGUGGUCACAGAAAGCUGUUUCAAGAGCGUAUGCACUCAAAAGCGAUGCUUUUCUUAGACUGUCUUCAUCACAACGCCUGAGCAGAGGGAUGGCUGCAUAUGACUUUUAUGAAGAUGGAGACUAAAAUGCAUCUGCAUCAGGAAACCUGGUGAGGAAACACGAACUGAAGCCAAGCAGAAUUGACAAAUUCACUGCAACCCAAAGAAAGUGCAAUACAUUCAUACCUCAUCUGCUGUAAAUGUCCACGGAUCAAACAUCUCAUCAAAUCUCAUCAAUCUUGUUGAUUUUGGGUUGUAUUCAUCGAUCAAUCAGGGGAACUCACUAGUGAACAGUCUUCAAGUUAAGCCAAAUAAAAAAUACAAUAAAACAACGAAGUAAAAAAUUUCAGUACUCUGUUUGACACUUCACUUUUUUUUGCUUCACAUGUUGAUUUAGGUGUUACCAUUAACUUGCAAAUUUUACUUCCCUUUUUUAUUUAUUUAGCUGUCUUUGAUUGUAUUCUUCAUGCAUCACACGUGAGUGCUCACCUGUGCUUAAAUAAGUCUUACACAAUUUUCAUUAUUCCACUUUUUUGUGUUCUUUUCUAUUUACAGUGGUGUGAAAUUAUUUUGUCAUAAGACGUUCUGUGUAAAGAAAAUAGCACUAUUACUAUUUAUAAUAAACAUUUUCAAAAACUGAAUGAA